AUGUAUUGGCGAGAAAAAGUUUGUUAUAAAUCUCCGCGCAAUAAUGCCACAGGAGAAAGACCCACAUACGCCCCAGUGCUGGAAAGCGCGGGAAAGUCCUAUGCGAAUACCCUAAAUAAGGUAAAGGCGGCGGUAGGGGAUAACCCAGCCAGAAAUAGGAUAAGGAACAUCCGCAGCACUAGGGAGGGAAAGAUGGUCAUCAAGCUGGAUAGGGGUAAAGAAGCGAUGGGGGAGAUUCAGAAGGCAAUUAAGGACACUAUAAAGGUGAGGGUCAGUGCGCCCGGACAGAGGCAGAACGAAACAAUAUUUAUAAGAGGGAAGCAAACUUUAUGA
Messenger RNA from Brassicogethes aeneus, 333 nucleotides. The record is from the annotation of a GenBank genome assembly. NCBI's taxonomy places the organism in Eukaryota, Metazoa, Arthropoda, Insecta, Coleoptera, Nitidulidae.